AAACACAACAAAAACACGUUCUAGUAGUCUCUUAGCUUCACUUUCACUGAAUCUUGAAAAAAAGAAGAAGGGAACUUUGGAAGAAGAAGAAGAAGAGCUAAACGAUGUCGUUUGUAUUGGGUGUUGUGAUUGGGGUUUUAGUUGGAGUUGGUUUGAUAGUUGGCUUUGUUAAAUCUGAAAAUUAUCGAUCCAAAUGCCGUUCUGAACUGGCUACUACAAUUGCGGCGUUUGCUAGAAUGACAGUGGAAGAUUCCAGAAAGAUUUUUACACCAGAGCAGUAUCCUCCUUGGGUUGUUUUCUCCAAUCAGCAGAAGUUGAAUUGGCUUAAUUCUCAUCUUGAAAAGAUCUGGCCUUUUGUGGAUGAGGCAGCAUCAGAACUGGUAAAGUCAAGUGUGGAGCCAAUUUUGGAACAAUAUAGGCCUAUGAUUUUGGCAUCAUUGAAAUUUUCCAAGUUCACUCUUGGUACGGUUGCACCUCAGUUCACAGGAAUUUCUAUUCUUGAAGGUGGAAGUGAAGGUAUUACCAUGGAAUUAGAGAUGAAUUGGGAUGGGAACCCAAGCAUUAUACUCGAUAUCAUGACAUACGUUGGUGUAGGAUUACCAGUGCAGGUGAAAAACAUUGGAUUUACUGGGAUUUUCAGGCUGAUCUUCAGGCCGCUUGUUGAUGAGUUUCCCUGCUUUGGAGCUGUUUGUUAUUCACUAAGGAAAAAGAAGAAGCUGGAUUUUACGCUUAAAGUGGUUGGCGGUGACAUGACAGCAAUACCUGGCAUUUCUGAUGCAAUUGAGGGCACCAUCCGCGAUGCCAUUGAAGACUCUAUCACAUGGCCAGUCCGAAAAAUUAUUCCCAUUUUGCCUGGGGAUUAUAGUGACCUUGAACUGAAACCUACUGGAGUAUUGGAGGUGAAACUUGUUCAAGCAAAAGAGUUAACAAACAAAGACAUCAUUGGUAAAUCUGAUCCUUUUGCUGAGUUAUAUGUACGCCCAGUACGAGAUAGAAUGAAGAAGAGCAAAACAAUUAACAACGAACUGAAUCCAAUCUGGAAUGAGCAUUUCGAGUUUGUAGUUGAAGAUCCAUUGACACAACACUUGGUGAUAAAGAUCUAUGAUGAUGAAGGGCUUCAGGCAGCUGAACUAAUUGGAUGCGCACAUGUUCGUUUGAAUGAGCUUGAGCCUGGUAAAGUGAAGGAUGUUUGGUUGAAGUUGGUGAAGGAUUUGGAGAUCCAGAGAGACCAAAAGAAUAGGGGCCAGGUGCACUUGGAGCUAUUGUAUUGGCCUUAUGGCACGACGAAUGGAUUUAGUAACCCUUUUGCCGAUAAUGUACAAUUGACUUCACUGGAGAAGGUUCUUAAAAGUGGAGCAGAAGCUGCCCAAAAUGGAGGUGAAAUCAACAGGAGGAAGGAUGUAAUAGUACGAGGGGUACUUUCUGUAACCGUGAUAUCAGCUGAAGAUCUGGCCCCAACUGAUCUAAUGGGGAAAGCUGAUCCGUAUGUUGUAGUUACAAUGAAGAAGACUGAAACAAAGAACAAAACCAGGGUUGUACCGGAAAGCUUAAAUCCAGUAUGGAAUCAGACUUUUGACUUUGUCGUUGAGGACGGAUUGCAUGAUAUGCUAAUUCUAGAAGUGUGGGACCAUGACACUUUCGGAAAGGAUUACAUGGGAAGGUGCAUAUUGACAUUGACAAGAGUACUAAUGGAAGGUGAAUAUAAAGAAACCUUUGAACUAGAUGGAGCUAAAUCGGGGAUACUGAACUUGCAUCUCAAAUGGGUACCACAGCCCUUAUACAGAGACUCCUAAUGAUAAAUAUCAUGUGAUAUGUUUUUGUUCUUGUAAGAGUUGUACAGACACAAAUUGCUUCGAUUCUGUACGUCGAUAGUAGGCUAUAUGAAAUUUUGUAUAAUAAUAGUAGUACAUUUUUGUAGAUAAUUGUUUUUCAAUGUUGAGUUGGUUUA
Messenger RNA from Solanum stenotomum, 1948 nucleotides. RefSeq names its product synaptotagmin-5-like. The transcript is spliced from 13 exons. The coding region runs from base 105 to 1793 and encodes 562 amino acids. The record is from RefSeq and is a predicted model, not a curated record. Gene Ontology annotation, molecular function: lipid binding. Lineage: Eukaryota; Viridiplantae; Streptophyta; Magnoliopsida; Solanales; Solanaceae. Gene Ontology annotation, cellular component: endoplasmic reticulum.